UCGAACUUUAAUACGAUAAUUUAAACUACUAUCAUUUAUAAAGAGAGAUUCAAACUUGAGUGCAAAGGGGCAGACACACCAACUCCGUUGACUAACUUGAAACAAAUAGAAGUUUGGAUAUUUGAUAUCAGGAAAAUGAACUUGUUGUUUGGUGGCAAUAGACUGAGGAUCAUUUUUUGAUGCAGCUUGUUAACUUUGGCUUGAGACUUUGGCUUGAGAUUACAGAUAUGCCUUCACCACCUUUUGAGCCGCGAAAGGAGCUUCACUUGGCUGUCACCUGCAGCAUUGCGUCUCAAGGGAAUGGAAGGCACCAACCUCCUCGGAGACGAUCAGAAAGGAGGAGCAACAAGGAUGGAAGUAAGAAACGGGGAUCCAGAAAAUCGAAUGCAUCGAGCCAGGAAGAGAUCAUUACUCUGUUCCGACCAAUACAAACUUCGAUCUCAAAAGAAGAGGCUGUGGAGGAUGAGAAGAUUAGCUCCGAUGACUUUGAAGAUAGGCCGCAUUCUGAUUCGAUUCUUCGGGCUCUUCACGGUUUAAGGAAUCCAAAAGUUAAUGUAGAUGAGCUGAACAUCUUGCAAAAUUUUGUGAAACGAUCCCCAAUUCCACCACAAUCAAUCCCAAGGUCGAAGUUUCUUCAGCUGGAUAAGGGAGCAACACCUUCAGCGACCAGAAGGUCUGGAACCGAGGAAUUAGAUUUGGUAAGAGAGGAAGAAAUGAAACUCCCCGAGCUGAAAGAACUCGCGAAGUCGAGAGGAAUUAAAGGUUACUCAAAAUUUCGCAUUUACUUCUUCAGGUUCAUGCAGUCGUAG
Malus domestica (apple) is the source of this 809-nucleotide messenger RNA. Lineage: Eukaryota; Viridiplantae; Streptophyta; Magnoliopsida; Rosales; Rosaceae. The record is from RefSeq and is a predicted model, not a curated record.